This is a messenger RNA of Coccomyxa subellipsoidea C-169, 3456 nucleotides long. RefSeq lists its product as hypothetical. The record is from RefSeq and is a predicted model, not a curated record. The transcript is spliced from 22 exons. NCBI's taxonomy places the organism in Eukaryota, Viridiplantae, Chlorophyta, Trebouxiophyceae, Coccomyxaceae. Bases 1 to 3456 code for a protein of 1151 amino acids.
AUGGCCAGGAAGUCCAAGGGUGGAAAGGCUGAUCGGGUUGUUAUCCCAGCAUCCAAAACAAACCCAACAGGUGGAGUUGCCAUCAUCCCGGGGGGCUUAGCAGGACUGGCCAAACACGACCCGCAUGGUGUGAUUGCUCGUACCUUUCCACAAAUAGGAGCGGCACUUGAGGCCGCUGCCAAGGCUGCAGGGGUGGGCGCUUCAGGUCCAGUCAGCCACAAACCCGUAGAUUACUCCAAGUUUGAGACCAUCAAGGACGAGGAUUCUGACGAAGAAGGGCCGCCGUGUUACUGUGGAGCCCGCCAUUCAAAAGGGGUCCACCCAGGAGAUGAAGCUGAUGACGAAGAUGACGAACAGCAUUACUCAAAUGGUGACUCAGAGGACGCGUCAGACAUGCCAGACCUGAUCACCGAUGACAAGCUCCCAUCUAUUGUCGAUAAAAACCCCGCCGCCGUGCCGGCCGCAGCGGGUGCGCCGGCCCCGGCAGCCCUCGCAGCUGCCCCCAAGCCCAAGGGGAUUGCGAAGGGUUUCCUGGCCGCGGGCGCGCCUGCCAAGGCCGCCAACGGUGGCGGUGGUGCCAACAAGAAGUCCUCAGGAGUGGAGGAUGUAAGCGACAAAGAUUCUGAUGGCAAUACACCUGCAGGAGGAGGGGGCUCAACUCCCCGGCCAAACGGCGCCACGGCGAGGGCUGCAGGUGGGCGCGGCGGCGGGGGCAAGAAGCCGAACGGAAACGGCGUUGUAGACGAGGACGAUGACAGUGACGCUGACGGGCCUCCCGGCCUGACUGAUACCGAGGAAGAGGUCCCCCGCAUGCGCUACAGCCGCCCCGAAAACUUUGCGGCCCCUGCCGCCGCCGCCGCACAGGCCCAGCCGGCUCCAGCUCCAGCAGCGGCAAGACCGGCCGCAAAGGCCCCAGCCAAGAAGGACGACAGGGCAGAGGCAGCCAAAGCGAAGGACAGGGGGAAGGCACCGGCAGCUUCAGAGGCCCCAAAAGCACCUGAACCCGCCAAGCCCGCAACAAAGCCCAAGGCUGCCAAAGCAGCCGCUGCUGCACCUUCUGGUAUGGCCUCUGCCACACCCCCACCAAGGCAGGCAAAGGCCAAGGCAGCAGCCAAGGAUGACGAUGAGGGCCUGCCAGGCCUUAUGCCCAACAACCUUGAUGAAUACAAUCCUCCUGAGCCCGAGCCUGACGCCACCUCCGACAUGCCCGGCCUCGCCGCAGCCUCGAAUAAUGACUCAGGGGAUGACAGCGAUGAGGUGGAUGCGACUACAAACACCUACCAGCCCAAGUGGGGUGCGCCGGCGGCCUACCCAACAGGAUCGGGCCGAGCACCUCAAAAGGAUGAGCAGCGCAAGCGCCUGGAAGAGAAAUUGCGGAAGAAGAAUGAGACAGCCACAGCAGCGCAGGCAGCCGAGACCCUGCAGCAGGAGCAAGCUCGCCUGAGAGCCGAGGCCGCAGAGAGGAAUGCUAGGGAGCUUAUGGAGGAGGAGGAGAAGCUGGCGGCUAAAAAGAAAAAGGAGGCUGCCAAGAAGAAGGAGAAAAAGGCCAAGAAGAAAAAGGUGGCAGAGCCCUUUGUGCCGCAGUACAUUGAUGAGGAAGAGGAAGCUGCACAGGCAGCGGCGCAGGCGGCCGAAGCCGCCAAGCUGGCAGCAGAGGAGGAGGAGAAGGCGAGGGCUGAGAAGGCGGAGUCGUCAGCGCCGCGCGAGGAGCAAGAGGAGGGCAUUGAGGACCUGAUGGCGCUAGCCGACCUGAAGCUGGGCGGCGCAGCGGCAGCUGCCGAUCAGCUUCCCAAGGGCAAGGCCAAAGGCAAAGCCAAGGCUGGACAGCAAGCGGCAGACAGGGGCAAGGCUCCAGUGGUGGGUGUGCAGGAGGCGCUGGCAUUUGGAGGCAUACAACAGCGGCCAGCACUCCAGCCGGCCAAGGAGGCCGCGCCGUCCAAACCUGCCCGCCCCACCCUUAAAGAGAUAUCAGUCAUUCUGGAGCAAGCCAUGGCAUCCAGCGAUGGAGGCGAGCUGGGGAAUGCUAUACAGAGGGCUACUGACUGGCUCGACAACCAGCCUGGAUCCAACAAGAACGUCAUCAAGGUGCAGAAGCAGGUGGAGAGAGCCGUGGCGAAGCAUGAUCAGCUGUGGACACCCACUGCCCCGGCCCCGGCGCCCCCGGCUGCCGCUUCCGCUCCCCCGAGGCGGCCAGCGCCACCGCUGUCGCCGGCGCCGCCGCGGCCUGUGUACAAUCCGAUGGCGAGGAAUGAGGCGCCGCAGAUGCCGCAGCCGGUGGCGAACGCGUUUCCGAGCUCUGUGCAGGCGCUGUUUGGCGCGCCGCGGCCGGCCGCCCCGGGCCCGGGGCCGCCGAGCCCCGGCCUCGCGGGCCUGCGGCCAGCGGCGGCCGCGCCGCAGCAGCCGUACCGGGCGCCCCCGCCAUACAACCCGGCUUUAUCCCCGGCCGGCCCGGCCGCCCCAAGACAGCAGUACGCCGCGCAGCCGCCGCUGCCGGCGCCCACCAAAGCUCCCGCAGCGCCCACACGGCAGGCGCCUGUGCCGGUGGCAUCGGGUGACUUCCUUGACGAUGUCGCGAAAGAGAGAGAGUGCUGUGUGUGCCUGGAAAACGAGAAGACCAUGGUCUUUGCUCCCUGCGGUCACCAUGUGACAUGCAAGGGCUGCGCGGAGAUGAUCAUGAGCAGCAACCGCCUCUGCCCCGAGAUGGAAGAGCAUGAGCUGUGGAACGAUGAUGGACCACGUCCCGGACCAGACACAGGCGAAGGAAGCGCCGAGGACUCGGCAGAUGCCCAUCACGGCAGCAGCGACUCCAGCAGUGACAGCGACUACGAUGAGCAGCUGGCGCAGAAGAUGAAGCAGCGAGGCAGCUUCACGGGGCAGGGGAGCGAUCCGGACUCCUUUCUUUCGGCCAGCGCGGCCGUCAUGAUGACAUCUGCGGCCGCCGCCCGGCCGCAGCCGAUGCUGGCGCGUCAAUCCUCUACCGUCACCGACGCGGACAACAAAGAGUCCAUAGCAAAACUGGGGACAUCAAUGCCCAUCAACAUCCCUGCACUGGGCACUCGAUUCGGGGCAAUAGAUCCGGAGGACGCACAUGACCGCAUCCAUACGUUCGUCCCACCCCACCUCAUAGGAUCGCAGCGGGAGACGCGGAUGGCGAGCAUACACGGGGUGUCGAUCGGGGGCAUGUCUCCGAGCACGUCGCUGAAGCGCGACCGGCUGCUGCAGCGCAACGCCAUCCUGCGCCGCACAGGCUUCAUCGAGGCCGGCGCCGCCAUGCGCGGCUCCAUCGCCGAGGUGCUGGACCCGAUAAAGGAGUCGCGGCCGCUGGAUAUUCCCGGUGGGGGCCUGUCACAGGCGCUCGGGAGCAGCCCCGUCUCAUCAGUCACUUCCGGGUCAAUCAAGGAGAAACACCCCAGCGCACUCUCUCGCGCGCUCGGCACCAGCCCUUCGCCCCACUGA